AAAGGUAGGGAGAAAAGAUGAUGAGGUACAACUCUUUGUUAAUUAGCCCAAAGAUGGAAGAGCAGCAAGUGCCAGACACCAUCCUCACCAAAUUCUCUGAUGCCAAACAGGUUUACGGCCAUGAAGGCAUGGAUAUUAUGGAACUGGAGGGCUUUCUGGGCAUUGAAGAAGAAGACGAAGAAAAGAUUCCAGGAAAAAGUAUGUGCGGUGCUGGUCACCUUAAUUGGGACUUCAUGGACUGGGAAGAAGAAUUCCCAGUUGGAGAAGAAGAAGAUGAGCAACUAGGAGAGCAGAAGUUCAACGAAGAAAACCAUUAUGGGAAAGUCAUAAAAAGAGAGGAUUUUGGGUCUGGGGAUGGUGAUGAGAAGAUGAUGUCUCUGAACUUAAACUUGAACUAUCAAGAGGUCUUAGAAGCCUGGUCCGAUCGUGGGUCUCUUUGGGCUGAUGAUUGCUCUCUUUCCUUCAAAAACACUAGCUAUAUGGGAGAGGUGCCGGUAAUGGAAGAAGAGAAAACCAGAAGAGAAGCCAGUGUUCUCAGAUACAAAGAGAAGCGCCAAACCAGAUUGUUCUCCAAGAAGAUAAGAUAUCAAGUGCGCAAACUCAAUGCAGAUAAAAGACCCAGACUCAAGGGUCGAUUUGUGAAGAGGGUUCCAGAGAAGAUGCUGAAAACAUGAUCAGAACUCUCAAACUUGUGAAAUAUCUCACAAAAAUAUCUCAACUAGCUGUGGACUUUUGCUAAUAUUUGUGCUUUGUCUCUCAAUGAAAAUAUCUCUCAUUCUCUCUCGAAGUUUUUUCUAUGGCGCCUUUUUGUGGAGCUUUACAUGGUGCAAGUGAGGUGUAUCAUGGGUCAAUUGACCCUACCGUGCAUACUCUGACAUGGGUCUAUCCUCUCUCUUUGCUCUAUUGUGAUGCCCCCCAAAGAGUUUAACCAGCAGUGAUGAGCUUGGCUGUGGUCCAUUGAUGGUGAUGGUGAUGGUGGUGGCCGGUGGUGGUGGUGGUCCUCAUUCAUGUCUAUCCACCACCGUUUUCAUACAACUCUGUUUUUUUCUUUUCCCUUUUAUGAGGUUUAAUGGCUAUAGUGUCUUUUUUUCCUUAGCCUCCAGCUUCUUCCUGAGAAUUGUCAUUGUUAAUUUUAUUUUGCAUGGUAAAAUAUUUUCUGAGGAAAAUUUUCUUUCA
Molecule: messenger RNA, 1176 nt
Organism: Vitis riparia (riverbank grape)
Lineage: Eukaryota; Viridiplantae; Streptophyta; Magnoliopsida; Vitales; Vitaceae
Product: zinc finger protein CONSTANS-LIKE 7
Exons: 3
Coding region: 18-674 (218 amino acids)
Biological process (GO): regulation of DNA-templated transcription
Cellular component (GO): nucleus
Molecular function (GO): protein binding
Source: RefSeq, a predicted model, not a curated record